CGUUCGGGCUGCGGCUGCUGAGGCUGGUGGGCAAGGGGAGGUGGCGCAGGCCAUGUGGCCCACCCUGCGUUACCUGGGCGGUGCCUGCGGUCGAGCCCCAUGCCGCUUUGCUGGGGGCUUCCUCCGGGCAAGCGAGCGGGCGUCCCGGGGGCCCGGGCUUCUGUGCGGGGGUGGCCGCAGCUCCAGCACCAGCUCAUUUGAUAUAGUCAUCAUCGGGGGCGGAAUUGUGGGGCUUGCCUCUGCCAGAACACUCAUCCUGAAACAUCCCGGACUUUCAAUUGGUGUUGUGGAGAAGGAGAAAGAUUUAGCUCUUCACCAGACUGGACGGAACAGUGGUGUCAUACAUAGUGGAAUUUACUAUAAACCAGAAUCUCUGAAAGCUAAAUUGUGUGUAGAAGGCGCUGCCCUCAUCUAUGAGUACUGUAACCUCAAGGGGAUCCCCUACAAGCAAUGUGGCAAGCUAAUAGUAGCUGUUGAACGAGACGAAAUUCCCAGACUUCAGGCUCUGUAUGAGAGGGGUCUGCAGAAUGGAGUCCAAGGCUUGAGACUGAUCCAGCAGGAGGAAAUAAAAAAGAAGGAACCAUAUUGCAGGGGUCUAAUGGCUAUUGAUUGUCCAUAUACUGGCAUUGUGGACUAUAAACAGGUAGCUCUGUCAUUUGCCCAGGAUUUCCAAGAUGCAGGUGGCUCUAUCUUGAAAGGUUUCGAGGUAAAAGAUAUUGAAAUAGCUAAAGAAAGCCCUUCCAGAAGUAAGGAUGGGGUGGACUAUCCAGUUGCUGUCAGGAAUACUAAGGGAGAGGAAGUUCAGUGUCGCUAUGUUGUGACAUGUGCAGGACUUUACUCAGACCGUAUUUCGGAGUUGAGUGGCUGUAAUCCUGAUCCUCAAAUUGUCCCAUUCCGGGGAGAUUACCUGCUCUUAAAGCCAGAAAAAGGCUACCUUGUAAAAGGAAAUAUUUAUCCGGUCCCCGAUAGCCGCUUUCCUUUCUUAGGGGUUCACUUCACACCAAAGCUGGACGGCACUAUUUGGCUGGGGCCGAAUGCGGUGCUUGCCUUCAAGCGGGAAGGUUACAGACCCUUCGACUUCAAUGCCAGAGAUGUUACAGAAAUAUUUCUCAAGAGUGGUUUCAUUAAAAUGGUGCUUCAGCAUUUCUCUUACGGAGCAAAUGAAAUGUAUAAAGCCUGUUUCCUCAGUGAAACAGUGAAGCAUCUUCAGAAGUUCAUCCCUGAAAUCACCACCAACGAUGUGCUUCGAGGUCCAGCUGGAGUCCGAGCCCAGGCCAUGGACAGAAAUGGAAAUCUGAUAGACGAUUUUGUGUUUGAUGGAGGAGCUGGAGAUAUUGGAGAUCGUGUUCUUCACGUGAGAAAUGCGCCUUCCCCUGCCGCCACCUCUUCCUUGGCGAUUUCCAGAAUGAUAGCAGAUGAAGUGCAGCAGAGAUUUAAGUUAUGAACAAUGAAGGGAGCUGUGUCAUGUUCCCUACACAAGCAACGAGGGUGUGCCAGUUGUAUUUUUAAAUUAUAAUUUAAGAAAUUUAUUGUAAAACCAUACUUUUUAGGCUAAAAUAACCACUGACUUAUUAAUAGGAGAUAACAGAUAUAAUUUUUAAAAAAUUCUUAUGAGCACAGAAGUGAAGUGCUCUAUGCCUGUCCUGAAACCCCGAGUUUGUUAGAGAUUUACCCAGCCCACUGUGAUUUAGGAAGGGCUCCU
Messenger RNA from Peromyscus eremicus (cactus mouse), 1702 nucleotides. It is a transcript of the gene L2hgdh, whose product is annotated as L-2-hydroxyglutarate dehydrogenase. Bases 53 to 1444 code for a protein of 463 amino acids. The transcript has 10 exons. The record is from RefSeq and is a predicted model, not a curated record. Lineage: Eukaryota; Metazoa; Chordata; Mammalia; Rodentia; Cricetidae. Gene Ontology annotation, molecular function: (S)-2-hydroxyglutarate dehydrogenase activity; (S)-2-hydroxy-acid oxidase activity.